AUGGAGGCGGAGAAGGCGCCGUGGAGGAUCCUAGAAUUCUACAGCGGCAUCGGGGGCAUGGUAGGCACUGUUGCUCUUUUUUGUUGCUGUUCCAUCUGGGGUUUCUAGGGUUUUGCUUGUUCUCUGGAAACGGCCCUCAAGUCUCUGAUAUGGGAAUGAAGAGGUACUCGUUGGCGAAGGCGGGGGUGCGAGGGGAGGUGAUGGAGGCCUUCGACAUCAACGACUGCGCGAACGACGUUUAUGAGCAUAAUUUCGGCCAUCGCCCUUUCCAGGUGAGCGUGUCGUCGUUCCGAAGUCUACCAUUCCCCGCGCUUCUCACGUCCAUGGUGAUCUUCCGAUUGUUAUCGUUGCUACCUCUGCCCACCACCGUUAAUUUUCUCGCCGAGCAUCGAGAAUACUGCAGAAUUUAUCAGAAUGUUCAACUUCGAAACCUUGUGUCGUUCAUUCUGUCUACCGGAUUCGGUGACCACUGAUGAAGAUUUAGCUGUGCCAAUCACAUCUGCGUUGACGUUUUUUAUGGAUUCCUGAAGGGUAACAUUCAGAGUCUCUCUUCCGAUGAGCUCGACAAGUACGGAGCAGAUGCUUGGCUCAUGUCCCCGCCUUGCCAGCCUUACACCCGUCAAGGUUGGCGGUCGGAGCACGGAUGCUCUUGCCAAAACCUCUCAUCAAAGCUUAUGGUAUUGUCGUGGAGCGUUCUGUGACGAGAAAUCAAUCCUUGUAGGUCUCCAGAAACACUCGGCCGAUGCUCGCGCGUCUUCUUUCAUCAAGAUCCUCGAACUUAUUCCCCACAUGCGGCAGCCCCCGGCGGCCUUGUUUGUGGAGAAUGUCGUUGGUUUCGAGGUCCAUACAUUUGUGCCAUUCACGUCUCAAGAGCUGUUUAUUCUGAAUUACCUCAGUGGAACCUGCUAAUCUUCUCAAUUUCGUAUUUCUUGUUGCAGACAUCAGAUACCCACGAUCAGCUGAUCGAUAUCUUGAUCAAAACUGGUUUCACCACCCAGGAAUACAUCUUGAGCCCGCUGCAGUUUGGGAUCCCGUAUUCCAGGCCUCGAUACUUUUGCCUGGUACGCCUCUCUCUCUCUAUCUAUCUAUCUAUCUAUCCAUCCAUCCAUCCAUCAUUGCAGCUUCUCGACAAAACAUUAAUGAACAUCAAAGUAAUUAUCUGAGAAGUUGCUACAUCAUGGCAUGGAGGGUACCUUGGUCAAUCGUGGUCAACAUCUUAUCGGCAUAUGAGCGUUUGACUUCUUUCUCUGUCUAUAUAUCGCCGAUAUAUGGUGAGAGGGAGAAUAUCCUGUUUCCAUGGUAUUUGAUACCCAUUAUGCGAGGUCCAUCCAACACAGAAAACCUGAAAAAAGAAAAGACUAUGCUCCCAAGAACUCAUUCGGUGGCUUGAUUCUAUAGUUAGAUUUGUUGAGAAGUAAAGGUUUUCUCUUUCUUGAUUGCAGGCAAAAAGGAGGCCCUUGUCUUUUCCACAUUCAUCCGUCGAUGGGCAGCUUCUCUUGGCGCCCUUCCCUUUUCUCCAAGAAAAUAGCGACCAUGUGGCAAAAGAUGAAGGCUCUUACCCAAGCACAGUGGCGGAGACGUCUCUAGUGCCCUGUGAACCCAUCAAAAAAUUUCUGCAGGGAAGCUUUUCUUCUGGUGUUCUCCCAGCGAACCCAAAGUCAAACUUGUCUGGCGAAAAGAAUAUAGAUGAGGCUCCUGACGAGCAUCCUGCACUGGAGCAGCUAUGCAAAGCAUGCAGCUAUCUGGACGAGAAUGGCGCCGACCAUGAGUUCCCCAAUGUCUAUGCAGUCCCCCGUAGUCUGAUAGAGAGAUGGGGAGGAGCCAUGGGUAUCCUUCGACUAUGAUUUCCCCAUUCAUAUGGCACGGAAUCUAUUAUCUUAUUUAUUUACACAUUUUUCCAUCCGGAUUCAUCUAAAUAGUUCCUGUUUUCCCGUGCCAAGUCCUUGAAAUCUGCAAACAGAUAUCGUCUUCCCCAGUUCUAGGCGCUGCUGCUGUUUCACCAAGAGUUAUUAUCGUUAUGUGAAGGGUACGGGCUCUCUUCUGGCGACUGUUCAAGUGAGAACGCAUCUGAUAGCUGGGCAAAACUUCUCAUCUGUGUGUCUGCUUCUUAACGAUUGGCGUCUCUGUUUGCUCUUUCUACAAUAACAUCUGCUGCCAAAAAAAUUGCUCUCUUGCAGUCUGUGGAUAAGGGUGAACUCUCAUUGGAAGACCUGGGUCUGAGAUAUUUCACUCCACGAGAGGUGCCCAUCUUGCUGUGUACUUUCAGAUGCAUACAUAUUUAUCCUGGCAUUAAUUUUUAUUCAUGUCUGUAUAUAUAUAAAUUUGUUCCUUAUCAGGUUGCCAAUCUGCAUUCAUUCCCGGAGGAUUUUGACUUUCCACCGCAUAUAAGCCUUCGUCAGAGGUAACUACCCUCUCUCAUCGGCAGAUUUGACAGAAAAUAUCUUCUUUACUGCUGAAACCCAUCUUCUUUCUCCUCAUGAGAUGCCGGGGAAACCCACCAGAGCUUCUUUUUCUAAAAAAAACCUUAUUUUUUUCCUCUGGUUUAGCUGUAUUCUUCUUAGGAAACUCGCAUCCUCAUUGUGAGGCUUCUGCACCUCAUUUUUUUCAAGAACACCCACAAUUUAUUUACAAAAAUAUUGCCAUAAUGACGACCGCAUCCGAUUGAUCUGGUUACCUGCCUGUCGGGUUAGUUUCCUACCUGUCGAGCUUAGAAGAAGGAAGGUUGGCGUUGACUGUGAAGGAAUCAACCACGGUUAAAUGUUCUUCCUGUUCUGGAGUAGAAAAGCAGGGGACGGUCUGAGGAGAGGAGUUACUCCCAGAUGAGAGACUCAUCGUGGGACUUCGCACUGGGGGUUUUGUUUAUUUAAAAUAAAAAAUAAAAAAAUAAAAAAUAAAAAAUAAAAACCAGCAUCGUACCAUCCAAUUUAUUUGGAUUUAUCAGCGACCGACCUGAUGUAUAUGUAUUAGAUAUAUUUGAGAAGAACACGUCAGGGUUGACUUGUGAAGAACUUCCUCUGCAGGUAUGCGUUGCUAGGGAACAGCCUGAGCGUGGCAGUUGUGGCCCCUCUUCUCCGGUACCUGUUAUCGGAGCCGAGCAGCAACAGCCACCGACUGCCCCUUCAGAAACCCGGGUAG
Spirodela intermedia is the source of this 3135-nucleotide messenger RNA. The record is from the annotation of a GenBank genome assembly. NCBI's taxonomy places the organism in Eukaryota, Viridiplantae, Streptophyta, Magnoliopsida, Alismatales, Araceae.